Molecule: messenger RNA, 2055 nt
Organism: Lodderomyces beijingensis
Lineage: Eukaryota; Fungi; Ascomycota; Pichiomycetes; Serinales; Debaryomycetaceae
Source: the annotation of a GenBank genome assembly
AUGGCUCCAUUAACUGUAGCUGUAGGCGAAGCUAGACCAGGCGAAACCGCCCCAAGAAGAAAAGCUGCUCAGAGAGAUGCCGCCGUGGAAAGACCCCAGGACUCCAAGGCUACCACUUUGCCCGAGUUUGUCGAGGAGUGCUUCAAGCGCAACGGCAACAAGCCCGCCAUGGCAUGGAGAGACCUUAAAGACAUCCACGUGGAAACAAAAAAGGUUAAAAAGACAAUUGAUGGCGAAACCAAGGAGAUUGACAAGAAUUGGACUUAUUACGAAUUGGGGCCCUACAACUACAUCAGCUACCCCGACUUGUUAGCCAGAGUUAAAAACUACGCCAAGGGCUUGAUUGAGUUGGGAUUGAAGCCAAACCAGGCUUCAAAACUCAUGGUUUACGCUCAGACUUCGCACUUGUGGAUGCAAUCGUUUUUGGCCUCGAGUUUUGAAAAUAUCCCCAUUGUGACUGCUUAUGACACCUUGGGCGAGUCCGGUUUGACCCACUCGUUGGUCCAAACUGAAGCCGACGCUAUUUUCACCGAUAACGGCUUGUUGGCCUCCUUGGCUAACCCCUUGAAAAAGGCCACCAAUGUCAAAUACAUCAUCCACGCUGAACCCAUUGACUCCACCGACUCGAGACAAGGGGGAAAGUUGUACCAAGAUGCUAAAAACGCCACCACCAAAUUAUUAGAAGUCAACCCUAAUUUGAAAAUUAUCUCUUAUGACGAUGUUGUGGCUUUGGGUGAAAAAUCCAAAGUUGAAUUGAACUUUCCCAAGCCUCAAGACUUGGCAUGCAUCAUGUACACUUCGGGCUCUACGGGUGACCCCAAGGGUGUCUGCAUCACCAAUGGCAAUGUCUUGGCCGCUGUGGGUGGUAUCUCGACAAAUGCCGGCCGCGACUUGGUUGGCUCGGGCGACUCGGUGGUGGCCUUUUUGCCCUUGGCCCACAUUUUCGAGUUGGCUUUCGAGUUGAUUGUGUUUUGGUGGGGUGUCCCCUUGGGUUACGCCAACGUCAAGACCUUGACCGAGGCCUCUGUACGAAACUGCCAACCAGACUUGAUUGAGUUUAAGCCAACGAUUAUGGUUGGUGUUGCCGCAGUUUGGGAAUCGGUUAGAAAGGGAGUUUUGGCCAAGGUGAAGUUGGCUUCACCUUUACAACAAAAACUCUUUUGGGGUGCUUUCAAUGCCAAAGCAGCCAUGCACAAGUACCACAUUCCCGGUGGAUCAUUAUUUGACGUGAUUUUUAAAAAAGUCAAGGCGGCUACUGGUGGCCGUUUACGUUAUGUCUUGAAUGGUGGUUCGCCAAUCUCGAUUGACGCGCAAGUGUUUGUUUCCACGUUGAUUGCUCCCAUGUUGUUGGGCUAUGGUUUGACGGAAACCUGUGCCAAUGGUACCAUUGUUGAGUUUAGAAACAUUGAGUACGGCUCAUUGGGAACUUUGGUUGGCUCUGUUACUGCCAAGUUGAUUGACGUGCCAGAUGCCGGUUAUUUCGCCAAAAACAACCAAGGUGAAAUUCUCCUUAAAGGCGGUCCCGUUGUUAGCGAGUACUACAAAAACGAACAGGAAACCAAGGAUGCAUUCACCGACGACGGAUGGUUCAAGACGGGUGACAUUGGUGAAUGGGCAGCAAACGGUACCCUUAAAAUCAUUGACAGAAAGAAGAAUUUGGUCAAGACCCUUAAUGGAGAAUACAUUGCUUUAGAAAAACUAGAAUCGAUCUACAGAUCCAACCCCUUGGUGCAGAACAUUUGCGUUUACGCCGACCAGUCGAAAGUCAAGCCCGUUGCCAUUGUUGUUCCCGUUGAGCCAUUUUUGAAGAUGAUGGGCUUUGACGAGCUGACAGAUUACGACGACAAGAAGUUGGUGAAGAAGUUUUUGGAGAGUUUGUUGGAAACAGGCAAGGGACAAGGCUUGAAAGGUAUCGAGUUGUUGGAGUCGAUUGUCAUUGUUCAUGAUGAAUGGACGCCUGCUAAUGGGUUCAUCUCUAGUGCUCAGAAAUUACAGAGAAAGAAGAUUCUGAAAGCCUAUGGCGAUGAGAUUAAGAAGGCAUAUGGUGAUAAGUAA